This is a messenger RNA of Brachypodium distachyon (stiff brome), 3809 nucleotides long. Its product is annotated as BTB/POZ domain-containing protein NPY1. Gene Ontology annotation, molecular function: protein binding. Lineage: Eukaryota; Viridiplantae; Streptophyta; Magnoliopsida; Poales; Poaceae. The record is from RefSeq and is a predicted model, not a curated record. The coding region runs from base 1571 to 3406 and encodes 611 amino acids. The transcript has 4 exons.
AAACCGUGAUCUUUUCCCAUUCCGCUUGUUGCUUGGUUCCUCGACGUUGCGAGGAUGUAGCUGCUGCUUCUUCGGUUCAUGCCGGAAGUUCUUCUUCCUUCCUUUGCCUGUUCGGUGUACCAAGCUUUUCCCGGUUAGAUUACGCCAAAUAUCUCAUCUUCUUUAGCUUCUGGAGAGAUCUUUUGCAAGAAAAGCAAAACAAAAUGAAACCUGUGUGUUCCGUUGGGUAGCCUCAUUCAGGGGAUGUUCUCUGUGUUUGGGGAGUUUUGUGAGAUACUGAACGCUACAGCUCUCAGAAUGGUGGUUGUUUGGCAUAUGUGGUGUUCUUGCAGCAUGUUCUUCUUACUUGGACUCGUGAUUACUGAAUAACCAAUCUCUUUUGUCUUCUUGUGCCUUGCUCCUGCAUUUGCUCCUCGCAUUACACUUGGAUUUUGGUUAAGUUCCCUGUUCGAUCGAUAGUAUGUCUCUUUAAUUUCAAGCUGCCUGGGAGUUGACUAUCGGUUCUUGCCUUCUUGGGAAGAGCUACGACGUGUUUUGUUUUUGUCUAUCAGUUUAUGCCCUCCAUUUUCCUUUUUCUUUUUCUAGGGCUACGGCAUGGAAGGCGCACAUGCCCUCCAUUUUCUGUCCCUUGAGUCUUCUGUGUAAUUUUUUUUAUGUAUCGGGGAUGUGUGGUUUCUCUGCUGUUUUCUGAACUGGAUCCGUGGUUGAACCGAGUUUUUCGUACUGAUAUCUUGCGCUGGCAUUCCUUGUUUCUCUUGGGAUUAGUUGCUUGUUUGUAUCUCUCCUUGUCGUGAUCUUACUUCUAUGCUAGCUGUUAUACGAUUUUGUUUACAGUGAUGGGGAAUGCUCUGAAUAAUUUUUUUUAACCACUCUUGUUGUAAUGUGGUUCAUCAUGUGGGUCAUUAAACUGAGCCAAAUGUAUUUCAUUGUUAUUUUUUUUCUUUGAUCUUGAUUUUCUUGGUACCCGUUAGUGUUGUGGGUGUGUUUGAACUUGAUUGUUCUACAUCAUUUGCUGGCUAAAGGGUAUGACUUUCUUUCAUGCCUUUUAAACCUGAAUUUGUACUUGUUUUCUCACAUCUUUACAGCAUAAGUCUAGUGCAUAAUACUAGAUCUGAGUGUUAGGAGAGCAUUGCGCUUCACUGUGCUAUUAUUAUAUGGUAGAUUCCACUAUGUCUUGCUGUUUGUUUUGGACAACUUGGUUAAAGCUAGCAGGGUUAAUUUAUUACCAAGGAAGGAAGAAAGCGAUUGCCAUCUCCCCAUCUUUCUAAUCAUUGAUCAGAGUUCGCCUUUCCCUCCAGUUAAAGAAUCCAUUGCGAGUUGCUUCAUCACGACUUGUCUUUGGAACCAAUCCAGUAUAUUUUUCUGAAUGCAAAGUGCCAGUGAUAAAAAGACAUAUGAAUCCUGUGGCAGAAUGCUUUUGUAGCCAGUCAACUGGAUGAAACAGAGACUAGAAGAUUGCAUGUAUACGUGUCCUGUUCACCAACUCUACACUCUAGUGGUCUGUCUCUUCCCUUUGCUGAACUGGAAUAACCGGAAAGCGAGCGGCGCGGUCUAGUUUAACAGCCACCGCAUGUUUUCCUGCAUUAUUGGUGGGCUGUGCAGGUCUUUUGAGAGACAUGUGGCCUCUGACCUGCCAACAGAUGUUAUUGUGCAUGUCAGUGAAGUCAGAUUCUACUUACACAAGUUUCCCCUUCUGUCCAAGAGCAGCAAGCUUCAAAGGUUAAUUCUUAACGCUACUGAAGAGGGGACCGAUGAGGUCCACAUAGCUGACUUUCCUGGUGGAGCAAAAGCGUUUGAAAUAUGCUCAAAAUUCUGCUAUGGGAUGAUUGUCACCCUCAGUCCUCACAAUGUUGUAGCAGCAAGAUGUGCAGCGGAGUACCUUGGAAUGACUGAAGAUAUGGAUAAGGGGAACUUGAUAUUCAAAAUUGAGGUCUUUAUAAAUUCCAGCAUCCUCCGGAGCUGGAAAGACUCAAUCAUUGUUCUUCAGAGCGCAAAGGCACUGUUACCUUGGUCCGAGGAGCUAAAGGUUAUCGGUAGAUGUAUCGAUGCCAUUGCUUCAAAGACAUCUGUUGAUCCUGCCAAUGUAUCCUGGUCAUACAGUUAUAACAAGAAAGGAGUAGCUUGCACUGAAAUAGUUGAGUCGGCAGGAAAAACAUCAGUAGCUCCCAAAGACUGGUGGGUUGAGGACUUAUGUGAAUUGGAUGUUGAUCUCUACAAGAGAGUUAUGGUUGCUAUCAAAUCCAAGGGCAGAAUGUCACCUGAAUUGAUAGGAGAAGCCCUUAAAGUCUACGCAGUUAGAUGGUUGCCAGACUCUUACGAUGCUCUCAUCGCUGAUGAUUACAUGAGAAGGAAUCAAUGCUUGGUUGAGACCAUAAUAUGGUUGCUUCCGUCAGAUAAGACCUCAGGUUGCUCUUGCAGGUUUCUCCUGAAACUGUUGAAAGUUUCUAUAUUAGUUGGAGCUGGGGAUCAUGUGAAGGAGGAGCUCAUGAGAAGGAUAAGUUUCCAGCUGCACAAAGCUUCGGUUAAAGAUCUCUUGCUACCUGCUGCUUCACCCAGUGAUGGUACACAUGAUGUUCGGUUGGUCCAUAAUCUUGUCCAGAGAUUUGUUGCGAGAACCGCUUUGUCUCACAAUGGUGAUUUUGUUGAGAAAUCUGAUGAAAAAAUGAUUGAACUCAACUUUGAGCAAGAAUCCAGUUUGGCUUUAGGCGAGUUGGUUGAUGGCUACCUAUCUGAAGUAGCUUCAGAUCCAGACCUUGAAUUGUCUUCCUUCGUAGAACUAGCUACAUCGGUGCCAGAAGCAGCUAGACCUGUUCAUGACAGCUUGUACUCCGCGGUUGAUGCGUAUCUCAAGGAACAUCCAAACAUAAGCAAAGCUGACAAGAAGAAGAUUUGUGGUCUGAUUGAUGUCAAGAAGCUUUCUGCUGAUGCAUGCGUACACGCCACACAAAAUGAUCGAUUGCCACUCCGGGUGGUGGUGCAAGUCCUGUUCUUCCAGCAGCUGAGGGCAGGCUCAAGCAGCGCACUAACUCUAGCUGACAGUGGAGAGCAUGCUUGCACAAAGCCUAUGCAGGAACAAAGCGAGCAGUGCGAAAGGAGGAUACCCAGGCAUCCGAACAAGCUGAAUAAGCAAAUAACAAGCUUAAGCACAAGAGGAGAGGGUGAACACCGGAACAGUGAGCUCAGGGGAGGCAGACACAGCUUCAAAGAUCAGCUUGGAGGCCUCCUGCUGCAGUCGCGGUCCAGGAGGAUAUUUGACAAGCUGUGGAGCAGCAAGGGGCAUGGGGAACAUGGCAAAGGUUCAGAGACGUCAGGUAGCUCGCAGAGCCCGCCAUUGACCGCAAAGCCCACGGAAGUGAAGCCAUCUCCUCUCCCCCCUCUUAGGAACAGAAGAUAUUCUGUUUCAUAGCGUUCUCUUACCUUUUCUUCUCUUGUUUUAGUUUAGCUUUGGGUUAGGUUGUACAGAAAAGAGAAGUUAUCAGCUGAUGCUCAUCACAUCAUUUUUGUUUUCUCCUUGCUCUGUCAAUGAAGAGAAAGUAUAGGGGAGGAGUGCAAGCAGUUCAAUCUGCUGCUUUCUGUAUGGUUAUCCAAGUUGUUGCUUACCAUAGUGUAAUCUUAACUAGAGGAAAGAUUCCCUAAAAAAACUAGAGGAACGAUCUGCUAGGGUUCUUGGAAAUGUUCCAGAACAUGGUUAAAAGGGUUCAUGAGAUCUGUGUAAACACUCGUUCUGGUGUAAUCAGAAUACUGCCAGAUUGCAAGACACUGUGCUUUGAAAGAAAGAUGAAUGCAAUGUUUGCAGAAUUAUGUACGUA